AUGGCUGCGACGCGUCGCCAGCAGGCGCCGCUCCAGAUUUUCCAGGAUCCCGUCACCUCGUUCGACCACCAUGAAGUCGCCGAAGCCGAAGCUGCGCUGCUGUCCGCCCUCGGUCCCGUAACCGAUGUGUCGUCGAGUCACCACACCCUCCUCAACCCCUCCCACUCCGAGGGGAGCGCACACUCGCCGCGCAAGCCGCGGGGGCAGGAGUCUAGCUCGCCGGCCCCGCACGCUCUCGCUGAGAGCAAUAUCAACUCCAUCUCCAUCCCUCCUCCCCGUCACAACGACUUCACCACCGACUCGCCUCUGAAGAGGAAGGCCUCUCAACCGGACCUCCGCGCGCGAAAAUCGCAGAACGCCCUCUUCACCACCUUCCACUCUGCCGGCGCCACGGACAAGGAGAACGACUACGCCCCCGUAUACGCCAACAACUUCCCCCAAUUCUCGGAUCCCAUCUACCAGAAGAACCCAGCAAAGCACCAGCUCAUGGAUGCUGCGCCGCUGCGCGACCGCAAUGCGAAGAAGCCGACGAAGCCUCAGGACGAUGACCCGAAGCCUCUCCCCGCACCUGCUGAGAUGCCGCCCAUUGAGGACGAUGGCACCAAGCCGGCGUACAGCUAUGCCACCCUCAUUGGCAUGGCAAUCCUGCGCGCGCCACAGAGGCGACUCACUCUCGCACAGAUCUACAAGUGGAUCUCUGAGACAUUCAGUUAUUACCGUGCCGGUGAGACGGGGUGGCAGAACAGCAUCCGGCAUAACCUCAGCCUCAACAAAGCCUUCAUCAAACAGGAACGUCCCAAGGACGACCCUGGCAAGGGCAACUAUUGGGCAAUCGAACCCGGCCUCGAGCGCCAGUUCAUGAAGGAGAAACCCCGCCGCAUGACCAACCCGGGAGACCCCAGCUUCCUGCAGUCUUAUCACGGCGAUAUCCUGAGACCGUCAACAGCACCGUCGUCAAGGCAACCAGCAGUGUCGGCGUUCCCGCUCCAAUCCACUCCCAUUGGCGAGAGCAUCGACUCGAGCAAAUUCCCCGAUGAGACUGAGCUGUCAUCUGACGCGACCAUCCCUGCCUCGGAUCCGGCGAUUCACGACGGACAGGACGCUGGCAAUGAAAAUGAGAAGUCGCACGCCCUGCGUUCUUCACCGCCGCCCCCGGCUGAGAUCCACUCUUCGCCCCCGCCAGCCAUGUCUCAGUCGCAGCACGAGGGGACCCCUCCCCGUGCGCCACGCUUGUCGUCCACGAGCCGUUCCGGCGGUCGGAAGCGGAAGUUCUCCACUCUGGGCGACAGCGGGUACUACUCGUCCAUCGAGUCAUCGGCUGUCAAAGGUCACCACGCCCUUGGAGCCAUUCCCACUUCAGAAGCGGAUCUUGACCGGCCAGCGCACAAGCGUGGUCGCGCCGAAGAAGAAAUCGCGCGGAUGCGUGGGUCAUCGUACGACAGUCCCACGAAGAGCCGUCCUCUCCUCAAGCAGCCUGGCAACGUGUACCCGUCAUCGUCGCCUUUCCGUCUCUUCGACAAGAACACGGUCGAGCUGGCGACACCACUCACACCUGCCAUUGUCUUCAAGAAGCCUGCUAGGCCUCCUGCAUCCAUCUCCCCAAACACCAACCUUCGUAACCACCGCGACCGCGUCCGUGAGAUGGUUGGGUCUCCGGACAAGACGCUCGGUUUGCUUGCUGAUGUGAACCCCUGGAGCCCCGCUUUCCACUUGCCUGAUGAGGAUAACUUCAACCUCCUGGAAGACCACUUCAACGACAACUUUGACGUGUUCAAUGACAGCCCGCUGCAGCAAUCCCGGUCUUCUCGCGGUUCGCCUGAGAAGCGUUCCAUCAAGCGACCUUCAAGCGCUCGUGCCAUGACCUCUUCCAGCAUCCUUGCUGACAUUACGGGCUCGCGCGCCAACAUCGCGACGCCCGAGUCAUCGAAGCAAUGGCUCAGGCCGCCGUCGCACAAAAAGAGUCUGUCUGACUUCUUCGCUGGAAGGACGUCGGCAGCUCCCAGCCCUCUCAAGACUCCUGGCGCAUCCAAGGCCGACGACCUCUUUGGUAUCGACCUUUGCGAUGAUGACGGCGAAGAGCCCGGCUUGGGCUUUGACAUCCUCCAGGGCUUCCAGAAGAUCGGUGCUCGCCAGCCGCAGCUUGAGAGCCCUACCAAGAAGUCCAAGCCCGCAUUCGGCCGGAGUCACACAACUCUGCUCUGA
Molecule: messenger RNA, 2202 nt
Organism: Diplodia corticola
Lineage: Eukaryota; Fungi; Ascomycota; Dothideomycetes; Botryosphaeriales; Botryosphaeriaceae
Product: forkhead box protein l2
Exons: 1
Coding region: 1-2202 (733 amino acids)
Biological process (GO): regulation of transcription by RNA polymerase II
Molecular function (GO): DNA-binding transcription factor activity, RNA polymerase II-specific; RNA polymerase II cis-regulatory region sequence-specific DNA binding
Source: RefSeq, a predicted model, not a curated record